AUGAAUUCGUAUGUGGCUGAAAUUGGUGAAAUUGUUCGAGCCCAACGAAGAGACGACGAAUUUAUUAACGAAAUUCAGGAGAAAUUAUCGAAGGUGGGGUUUUUCUGGCUGAAAAUCGCGGUUUUCUAGCUGAAAAUCCCUAAUUUCGGCUGAAAAUCGCGGUUUUCUAGCUGAAAAUCCAAUUUUUUUGCAGAUUUUCAAGGAGCUAGUCGGACAAAGAACUUGGAUUCGCUGGUUUCCGUAUUUUCGAACGAUUUCGCAAAGUUUGUAUUAUUCUAAUACGAUUUUGGCAGGUAAGAAAGUUUCGGGAAAAAAUUGGGAAAUUUUCAUCAAAAAUUUACUGUUUCAAAAUUUUUUAUAUACAUUUUGAAAAAAAACAAUUUUAAUUCUGCCGAAAAUUCUGACUUUAAUCAAUUUUAACAGUACCUUUUGGUAAAGUACUCCUGAGACUACAGUAUGCCUUGCAGUUUUAAAUAGAUACUGUAAAGAUCCUAGAGUUACAGUGUGCACUACAGUAACCCUUGUAAUUUGGAAAACCUGAAAACCUUUUCAAAAAUAAUUUUUUCACUGUUUCAAAAUUUCUAAAUAAAUUUUGUGACUUUUCAAAGUUUGAUAAAAAUAAUUUCCGAAAAUAAUUCAAAUUAUUGUAGAACUUCCGAAAAAUAGAUUAAAUUAUUACAAAAAUUUUUUCACUGUUUCAAAUUUUUAUAUAAAUUUUGAAAUUUUUAAAAAAUUUGAUAAGAAAGCGAGAAAAAGUUGAACUUUGAAACAAUAAAAUUUUUUUCUGGAAAACUUCUGAAACAGAUAAUUCUGCUUUUUUCUAUUAAUUUAUCUAGCCCAAAGCUCAGAAAAAAUCGGAUUUUUUUUUCUGAACUCAAAGAAUUUUGAAAAAUCUGAAAUUUUCAGAGUUCCUCGGAUUUUUCAGUGAUAUUUUUCAACAAUUUUUACGAAAAAAUAUGCUGUUUCAAAAUUUUUAUUUAAAUUUCGAGAUUUUUCAAAAAUUUCAUAUAGAUUUCGUGAUUUUUUAAAACUUUGAUGCGUUCUUAAUCGGUUAAUUAUUCAAAAUUAGAAUAAUGCCACGUGGCUUCGUUGAAAACCCUGAUUGUGAGAUGUUUCUCUAGAUCUCUGAGGUUAGGCCUAAGUUUUGGCCUGAAAUCAGGCCCACUAGCCUUCAAAAUCCCCCAAUUUUUCCAGGAAAUCAAACCCUUGGCGAAGAAUACGUGCACCUUUUCGAAUCAUCCGGUCUCUCCAGAUUUUCACCAUCUUUCCCAACUCGCUUCUCAUUCAUCUUCCUCCAUUCAAUUCUCCCUCAAAUCACCAAUCAUCUCCUCCAAAAAGCCGAACUUCGCCUAAAUCAUCCCUCAACCACGUCCUUUUUGGGAGUCCAAAUUCAAAAAAACGCCAAGGCUCGCAAAACAUUCAUUGAUCUCGUGACGUGGACAAAAUCCACGUUUCUACCCAAUUUUCAACGCUGCCACGUGGCAUUGUUCUAUAUCACGGGAAGUUAUUAUAACUUGGCAAGAAGAGUUACGGGAAUUCGAUUUUUGUCGGCGAAUUCGCAAAGUGAUUUGCCAGCGUUGAAAAUCUAUCGAAUUUUGGGAUAUUUAUCGAUUAUUCAAGUCGUAUUUAUUGGAGUUUUGGGAAUUUGGAGAAUUAUUGAGGAGGCUUCGAAGAAACCCGAAAAAUCCAAGGAACAUCUGAAUUCUGAAGAAGUUUUCGAAUCUUUGGAGCAUAGUUGGUUCAGUUGUCCGAUUUGUUUGGAGAAAAAAGAUCCGAGUGCACUGUUUUGUGGACAUUUGUUUUGCUGGAAUUGUAUACAGGUGAGAGCUAGAGACGCAGAGAUAUCAGAGAGCUAGAGACGCAGGGAAAAAUCCUGGAUUUUCAGCCUAAAAAAUUAUAACAUUUUAAAUUUGAUGCAAGAUUGAUUAUGAAACUAAUCUCAAAAAAAUCCCCCAAAAAUCUAGAUUUCUUGAAACAGUGAACAUUUCUUGACUCGAAAAAUCAUUUUUCAAAAUUUGAAAAUUUCACUGUUUCAAAAUUAUUGUGAAUUUUCUGAAUUUUUGUUGGAAAUAGUGAAGUCUUUAUAUGAGAAUUUUCAAAUUUUCAGGGAUUUUCUGGAUUUUCAGCCUAAGAAAUUGCUGAACUUUCAAAUUUGAAGGAAGUUUAAAACUUGAACUAAUCUCAAAAAAAUCCUCCAAAAAUCUAGAUUUUUUGAAACAGUUAAUAUUUUUGACUCGAAAAAAGCAAUUUUUAUAAUUUUGAAAAUUUCACUGUUUCAAAAUUAUUAUUUGUUUUCUGAAUUUUUGUUGGAAAUAGUGAUGUCGUUAUCUCUAACUUUGAAUUAUCCAAUUUUCAGUUUUUUCUGGAUUUUGAACCUAAAAUUUUAUUAAAAUUUUAAAUUUGAAGGAAGUUUAAAAAUUGAACUGAUUUCAAAAAAUCCCCCAAAAAUCUAGAUUUCUUAAAAAAGUGAACAUUUUUUGGUUAAAAAAAAUCAUUUUUAUAAUUUUGAAAAUUUCACUGUUUCAAAAUUAUUGUGUAUUUUCUGAAUUUCCUGUUGAAAGUGUUGUUGUUAUGUUGUUGCUGUUGUUCGAAUUAGGUUUCCAAAUAUAUAAAUUAUCCAAUUUUCAGACUUUUCUGGAUUUUUAUCCUAAAAAAUUUGAAAAAUUUUGAAUUUGAUGCAAGAUUGAUUAUAAAACUAAUCUCAAAAAAAUCCCCUGAAAAUCUAGAUUUUUUGAAACAGUGAAUAUUUUUGACUCGAAAAAAUCAAUUUUUCUCAAUUUCAAAAUUUCACUGUUUCAAAAUUAUUCAAUGAUUUCUGAUUUUCUGUUGAAAAUAGUUCGUGCCCUGCUCUUUGGACAAUAUUAUAUUUCAAAUUUUUACUGAAAAUUUCAGCGUUUCUCUGGAUUUUUAGCUCUGAAAAGUAUUGGUUUCGAAGUAAAUGGAAUUAAAAGACACUCCUUGUAAAACUGCAAAACCCACCGGACAACGAAAAAGUCAUGAUCUCAGAAUCGGCCCAAUUUUUUUCUUAGUAAGCCCCAUGGGUGGGGAACUUUUUCCACCAGGUUAGAGAUCAUGAUAUCGUUUCGCCAAUUUGGUGGGACCGGGUGAAGGGGAAAAUUGUUUUUCGAAAAUUUAUCGUAAGUCGGGUUAACGUUCAUAUUUUUCGAUGAUUAAAAAAGCAUUUUGCUCGUCUUUUGACGCUCUUUGCAAUGGAAAAGAGCACGAAUUUCGAUACUCUAUCCUAAAAAAAUUUUUUUUUUCGCCAUAAUACAACAUUGCUUAGGAGUCAUUUCCGCUCUUUCUAACCGCUUCCAAAAUGUUCCUCGUGCUUUUUUACCUAUAUUUAGCUACUUUCAAAAAAAAAAUCGCCGGCACCUAUCAACCUCGGAAAAUGACCUAAAAGGGCGCGACUCAAGCGCGCGCGCUCAUAUAACACACAUAUGUGCGUGUGUGUGUUUGUGUGCAUUGAAGGAUUACUGUAGGUGGAAGAAAAAGUUUAAAAAAACGACUUUCUCGUGGAAACGAUGCAAAUUACAAUGAAUAGUUCCCAAAAUGAAGUACCCCAAAGGCUUUUACAUGCAACAAUUUUGUUCCCGGAUUUUCAAGGGGUUGGACCUUUUUUGAUAUUUUUUUAGCUCUGAACUUUGAAAAAUCGUAUUUCCACUUACAGUGGACAAAAAAAGUCGAAGAAAAAAGCAUAAUAGAUCUCAAAUAUCACUCUAUUGACUGAAAACAAGAGUUGUUAAAAAAUAAUUUUUUUCGACCUAGAAAACUUGAAAAUUUCAGAAUAAACUAAAACAUUUUUGAAAUUGUUUUUAGAGCAUGCAUCAAGUGUUCUAGUGCCAAUUUUCAAACUCUGCGUUUGAAAUUACGUACAGUAGCAUGUUAUAACUACUCAGAAAAUCAUCAUAGAUAGGUACUGCGCUUAGAAAGUCGCGCCCUUUUAGGUCAUUUUCCGAGGUUGAUAGGUGCCGGCAAUUUUUUUUGAAAGUAGCUAAAUAUAGGUAAAAAAGCACGAGGAACAUUUUGGAAGCGGUUAGAAAGAGCGGAAAUGACUCCUAAGCAAUGUUGUAUUAUGGCGAAAAAAAAUUUUUUUUAGGAUAGAGUAUCGAAAUUCGUGCUCUUUUCCAUUGCAAAGAGCGUCAAAAGACGAGCAAAAUGCUUUUUUAAUCAUCGAAAAAUAUGAACGUUAACCCGACUUACGAUAAAUUUUCGAAAAACAAUUUUCCCCUUCACCCGGUCCCACCAAAUUGGCGAAACGAUAUCAUGAUCUCUAACCUGGUGGAAAAAGUUCCCCACCCAUGGGGCUUACUAAGAAAAAAAUUGGGCCGAUUCUGAGAUCAUGACUUUUUUUGUCCGAGCCUGGUAAAGUUUACGUUUUUACAAAUAAUGUCUUUUAACAAAUCUCAAAAAAUCCCCCAAAAAUCUAAAUUUCUUGAAACAGUGAACAUUUUUUGACUCAAAAAACCAAUUUUCAAAAUUUGGAAAUUUCACUGUUUCAAAAUUAUUAUGUGUUUUCUGAAUUUUUAUUGGAAAUAGUGAUGUCUUUAUAUGUGAACUAUCAAAUUUUCAGGGGUUUUCAGCCUAAAAAUUUCUGAAAUUUUGAAUUUGGUGGAAAUUGAAAAUAGAACUAAUCCACCAAAAAUCUAGAUUUCUUGAAACAGUGAACAUUUCUUGACUCGAAAAAAUCAAUUUUCAUAAUUUUGAAAAUUUCACUGUUUCAAAAUUAUUGUGUAUUUUCUGAGUUUUUUGUUGAAAAUAGUUAGUGUCUUGCUCGCCUCGAGGAAAAUUUUAUUUGAUCAAAUUUUCACUGAAAAUUUCAGGUUUUCUGGAUUUUUAGCCCUAAAAAGUAUUUGAACAAAUCUUUAAAAAGUUUCUCAAAAAAUAUCCAUUUUUUGAAACAGUGAAAAAUUUUUUGAAUAAAAAAAAACCAAUUUUUAUAAAUUUGAAAAUUUCACUGUUUCAAAAUUAUUUUGUAUUUUCUGAAUUUUUGUUUUCGAAAUUGACAAAACGUUCAUUAUUUCUUUAUCGUGAGAAUAAAGUUUAAUUAGGUUUCAAAAAUUCCAAGGACUUCUGCAAGUCCUGGAUUUUCAGCCUGAAAAAUUCUAAAAUUUCAAAUUUUUCGGGAAUUUUGAGAUCGAACUAAUCUCAGAAAAAAUCCCCAAAAAAUCUACAUUUCUUGAAACAGUGAACAUUUUUUUUACUCAAAAAAUCAUUUUUCAAAAUUUGAAAAUUUCACUGUUUCAAAAUUAUUUUAUGAUUUCGGAAUUUUUUUUUGAAAAUAGUUAGUGCCCUGCUCUUUGGAAAAUUUAUAUUUCAAAUUUUUACUGAAAAUUUCAUUUAAAUCGAAUACAAUUAUUGAACUAAUCUCAAAAAAAAAUUCUCCAAUAAUCUAGAUUUCUUGAAACAGUGAAAAAAAUUCCAACAUAAAAAACCAAUUUUCAUAAUUUUGAAAAUUUCACUGUUUCAAAAUCAUUGUGUAUUUUCCGAUUUUCCUGUUGAAAGUGUUAUUUCCUCUUUGUUUCCCUUCAAAUUAUAAAAUUUUCAGUAUUUUCUGGAUUUUCAGCCUAAAAAAUUUCUGAAAUUUUAAUUAUUUUGGAUAUUUGAAAGUUGAACCAAUCUCAAAAAAAUCCCCCCAAAAAUCCAGAUUUCUUGAAACAGUGAACAAAUUUCAACAAAAAAAUCAAUUUUUUUAAUUUUGAAAAUUUCACUGUUAAAAAACUAUUGUGUAUUUUCUGAAUUUUUGUUCGAAAUAGUGAUGUAUUUGUAUUUGAGUCAUCAAAUUUUCAGGGAUUUUCAGCCUAAAAAAUUCUGAAAUUUUGAAUUUGGUGGAAAUUGAAAAUAGAACUGAUUUCAAAAAAUUCCCUUAAAAAUCUAGAUUUUUUGAAACGGUGAAAAUUUUUUAUUAAAAAAACCAAUUUUUAUAAUUUUGAAAAUUUCACUGUUUCAAAAUUAUUAUGUGUUUUCUGAAUUUUUAUUGGAAAUAGUGAUGUCGAUAUCCCCACCUUAAAAUUAUCCAAUUUUCAGUUUUUCUGGAUUUUCAGCCCAAAAAAUUGCUAAAAUGUUGAAUUUGAUGCAAAAUUGAUUAUUUAAAAAAAUCCCCCAAAAUUCUAGAUUUUUUGAAACAGUGAACAUUUUUGACUCAAAAAAAAACCAAUUUUUAUAAUUUUGAAAAUUUCACUGUUUCAAAUUUAUUUUAUGAUUUCUGAAUUUUUUGUUGAAAAUAGUUCGUGCCCUGCUCUUUGGACAAUAUUAUAUUUCAAAUUUUUACUGAAAAUUUCAGCGUUUUUCUGGAUUUUUAGCUCUGAAAAGUAUUGGUUUCGAAGUAAAUGGAAUCAACAAAUCUCCGAAAAAUCCCUCAAAAAUCUAGAUUUGUUGAAACAGUGAAUAUUUUUGACUCGAAAAAAACAAUUUUUAUAUUUUUGAAAAUUUCACUGUUUCAAAAUUAUUGUGUAUUUUCUGAAUUUUUGUUUUCGAAAUAGUAUUGACCAAUUCCGCGAACGCGGAAGCUUCCGGAGACUUCCGCUUCACAAUCAAAUAUUCUUCCAGGAACACAGCACCACCUCUCAACCAUCCCGCUGCCCUCAGUGUCGCUUGGAAUACGAACCUCGUGACGUCACACCUCUUCUGAAUCUAUAG
Caenorhabditis angaria is the source of this 6639-nucleotide messenger RNA. The record is from the annotation of a GenBank genome assembly. Lineage: Eukaryota; Metazoa; Nematoda; Chromadorea; Rhabditida; Rhabditidae.